This is a messenger RNA of Arctia plantaginis, 1818 nucleotides long. The record is from the annotation of a GenBank genome assembly. Lineage: Eukaryota; Metazoa; Arthropoda; Insecta; Lepidoptera; Erebidae.
AUGGGGAUGUCGGUGUGGUAUAUGAUAGCAACGCUAUUUUUAGUUUUAGUAAAUGGAGAGAUAUUCGAGAAUAUUUCUACUUCAAUUUAUGACAAACCAGAGACGUCAUCUCCAAAGCCUAACCAACAAUUUUCAACAACGCAAGAAUACGUCUUGUAUUUGACUCCCGAUCAAGCUCAGGAUUUGCAAGCGACUGGAGCUAUUGUCAGACCUCUUCCUCAAUUGGAAAACGUAUUUCAGCAACAACGGCGCCAAUUAAGUACUAAAGAUAAGACUGAACAAAAUUUAUCUUCAAAUAAAAAAUACCAGGUAGAUAACAAUAUUAAUGAAUUUUAUAAAGAAUUAUUAUUACACCAAGAUUUGGCAAUACAAUCGCAGUCGAAAGAGAUCCCAUCUGUAAAACCCCCUGCGAGGUACAAGUAUUCUCCUAAACCACGCCAAGAAUAUGCAUCGUGGUACGUACCUAAAAUUAAUAAUAAAACAAAUAAUCGUUCAACCGAAUAUGUGCGUUACCUUCCGAAUUACGAAAUUGAGACUUUGGAAAUGAAACCAUACAGUGCUCAACCAUUACCUGGCUAUUACUUUGAAACACAAUCCGAAGUUAAAACAUAUUCGUAUAAUGGAGCAAAAGAAAAUUUCAAACAAUCUGAGGUUCAGAAAUCUCAAGAAGCAUUAAAAUCGAUUAAGCUCCAAAGUCCUGAAAAAGUUUCAGAAUAUCGUUUAAUACAGAGAUACGAAGACAUUCAAAAUCCUGCUGAGAUUCAGGACCACGAAGAGAUUUUUAGGUCAGCUGAGCUUCAAAUAGAAGACAAAAAUCAAAAAGCUUUUGAAAUUCAAAAUGAAGAAAUUCAAAGACUAGUUGAGGCUCAAAAAUUUGAAGAAAUAAAAAAAUCCCUUGAAAGUUUGAAACUUGAUGGGCUUCAAUCAUCCUUUGGCAUACAAAGACAUGAAGACAUUCAAGAAAAUGAACAAAUUCAAAGACCUGAAGAAAUUCAUCCUAUAAUACAGAUCCCAACACGCACCUUCACAAUAGAGCGCACGCAAAAUCAACAACGUAUUAAACUUGAUGAAACGUCUGUGACCAAUGCCGGACCAGUGACUUUUGAAGAUAAAAAUAGGAAUCGAUCAGAUGAUCAAGAGGCAGAAAAAGUUGAAGCUACUUUUCAGAUAUCAACACCACUAUUGCACGCAAAAGAAGAAAAGUUAUCACCUUUAGUUGAAGUCCAAAAUCAACAUUCAUCACUUUCAGUUCAGCAAGAUAAAAUUAGUGAAAACAUUGCUGAACAAAAAGUCCUCAUUAAUAAUGAACGAGCCAUACAAACCAAACUUCAGCAAAUUACAGAAUCAAGCACUCACGAUACCGAGAAAUUCGCCACCGAACUUGAUAAAUUAAAGAAAAAUUUAGGGAAACAAAAUAUUUUGGCUGAAAAGAUAGCGACUCAGAGGGUUUCGAAAAAACCUCAAGGUAUAGUUAAGGAAGAACUCGCUUUACAGAGGCAUCGUCCUCUAGAAUUAGAGCAUAAACUUGAACAUUUACCGGUAAUUAUACCUCGACCGUACCCUGUAUCAUGGGGAAUUUCACAUCCAAUACCAGUACCAGUACUUCAAUUUGAAAAAGAUGAAAAUAAAAAGGUUUUACCCAUUGAUGUUAACGACGAGAUUUCAAUUCAUGGAUCUAAGAAUUAUUAUCGAACAGUAAGCACACCAUUUGCAGCACAGGAGCAGAUUUCCGGUGACGUAAAACACGACAUACCAUUUGCAUAUCGCACUCACGAGCCAGAGAAUUUAGCAAUUUUACGACAUAUAUGGGAACAUUAG